Messenger RNA from Vitrella brassicaformis, 859 nucleotides. NCBI's taxonomy places the organism in Eukaryota, Vitrellaceae. The record is from the annotation of a GenBank genome assembly.
UCAGGCAGCGACACAUGCUGGAGUGGCAAGCCAGACAGCAGCACGGAUACAGACCUACACCACCGACAACAGGGGCAAAGACAACCAGACUGGAGCCCAAUUCCGUAGCCCCUCCUUCUCUCACACCACCGCCAGCGCACCCGCAUCUGGGAAACGAAUAGGCCCUCCGCAGCAGGGCGGGCGAGGGGACACAAUACAAGGAGAGACCGCCCUACACACACCACACGGGAACCGCCAAGUAGUCAGAGCAAUGCACGCAGACACUGAUUUGUCACGUACCGACAGAGUGAGGUGUCGAGGUGAUGAGCUCAUGCGUGAGCUUGUGAUGACGUUGUACACGCCAAGCGCGUUGACUGACCCCCACACUUGCCGGGCACUCAAAAAGAGGAGAGUCGAUCCCACUGUUGGCUGCGGCCGGCAGCUGGAAGAGGUUUCGUCGUUGGCUCGUGAAACAGCCGCGAGUCGACGAGUGCACACAGAAAGAGAAAGAGUCGAUCCAUCCGCUCGUGGCGACCAAGAGGUGAAGGCGGCUUCGGCGGCAGCCUGCCUUGGACGUGAGGCCACACGAGUCGAUCCGGCUGAGGAGUGCCAGCCGAUGGAGCGCGAUGAUGAGGUUGCCGCGCAUGGUCGGGCCGCAGGCAAUGCGGAAGCCCCAACCAAGGGAGAGGAAGAACGGCAGGAGGGGACGCCUUCCUGUGGCGAGGUUCUUCAGGCAACGAGACCUAACACACAGACAGACGGCACAGACACGGACGGAAGGGGUCAGAAUAAGUAUGGUGCUUUUGGAUGGCGUGGUGACACACCAGUGGCUCAUGCACUUGUGCAUCAUAUUGAUGACGACUCGAAUGGGAGGCUGCAU